CCUCAAGAAAAUCGCUCUCUCUCAUUCCCAAUCUCUUUCGAUCAGUAGAGUAAAGAAAGAAACAGAGAGAGAGAGAGAGAGCAUGGGAUAUUUCUGUUCUUCAUGGUUCCAAACCCUUUUUCUCAUCCCCCUCCUCCUCCUGAUUCCCACUGCACUCCUCCUUACCCUACCCCCAAUCUCUCCAUCACCGGUAACUCUCUCCUCCGCAGCCUUCCGCCUCCUCCCACUCCGCCGCUCGCCGGAAUCCACAGCACUCGCCUCCUCCGCCACCACCCCUAUGAAACGGCUGGCGAAUCCCGGUCCUGAGAACGAGCUCGAGGCGGAACUCUCCCGCGCAAGGGCGUCUAUCCGCAGGGCCACCGCCGGCCGGAGAAAUUUCUCCGGCGUGUUUAGCCAACCGAGUGUGUACCGCAACCCCGCCGCCUUCUACCAGAGCUAUCUGGAGAUGGAGAAGCGGUUCAGAGUGUACGUGUACUCAGAAGGGGAGGCGCCGCUGGUACACGCUGGGCCGUGCAAGAACAUCUACACGACAGAGGGCCGCUUCAUAUCUGAGCUAGAGAUGAUGCGUCCGGGAGAAUAUUCCGGCGGCGGCGGCGCGUCGUCGAGGAUGCUGAGAACGGAGGAUCCCCGGCGAGCCCACGCCUUCUUCCUUCCCUUCAGCGUGGCUCAGCUCGUGAGGUACGUUUACCGCCCUAACACUUACGACCAUGUCCCCAUCCGCCGCUUCGUCUCCGACUAUGUCAACGUGGUCGCAUCUAAGCACCCUUAUUGGAACCGCACUGCCGCCGCCGACCACUUCAUGCUGUCCUGCCAUGACUGGGGCCCCCACGCUUCACGUGCGAACCCAUUACUGUACAAAAACGCCAUUCGAGCGCUCUGCAACGCCAACACGUCGGAGGGAUUCCGGCCGCGGAAGGACGUGAGCAUACCGGAGAUAAACCUCGUCUCCGGUGACAUGCCCCCGGAAUUUCUCUCUCCGUCCCCGCCGGAAUCCUCUCCACGCCGACUUCUCGCCUUCUUCGCCGGAGGGGUCCACGGCCCCGUCAGACCGAUCCUCCUCAGCCACUGGAAGGGCCGUGACCCGGAUCUCGAGGUUCACGAGUACCUUCCCCCCGGCGCCGAUGCCUACUACUCCUAUAUGCGGCGAUCUCGCUUCUGCCUCUGCCCCAGCGGAUAUGAGGUAGCGAGCCCUCGGGUGGUAGAGGCCAUCUACGCUGGUUGUAUACCUGUGAUCAUCUCAAAUGGGUAUGUAUUGCCAUUCAGUGAUGUGUUGAAGUGGAAGGAAUUUUCUGUGAUGGUGGCGGUGGAAGAUAUACCGCGAUUGAAAGAGGUGUUAAUGGCGGUGGGGGAGGAGGAGGUGAUGCGGUUGAUGGCCGGAGUUAGGGCGGUGCGCCACCAUUUUGUACUAAACCACCCGCCUAAGCGAUUCGAUGCAUUUCACAUGAUAUUGCACUCCGUGUGGUUGCGUCGCCUCAAUAUAAAGGUUGCUUAAGUUUGGGAUUUUUUAGAUGGUUUUUUCUUUUGUUUCAUAGGAAUAAAACAAGAAGUUACACAAGAAAUAAAAAAGAUUUCGAACAAGGUUUGAAGCGGGGUUUUUUUU
This is a messenger RNA of Dendrobium catenatum, 1600 nucleotides long. Its product is annotated as probable glycosyltransferase At5g25310. The transcript has 5 exons. The coding region runs from base 83 to 1492 and encodes 469 amino acids. Gene Ontology annotation, molecular function: glycosyltransferase activity. Lineage: Eukaryota; Viridiplantae; Streptophyta; Magnoliopsida; Asparagales; Orchidaceae. The record is from RefSeq and is a predicted model, not a curated record.